Geodia barretti is the source of this 247-nucleotide messenger RNA. NCBI's taxonomy places the organism in Eukaryota, Metazoa, Porifera, Demospongiae, Tetractinellida, Geodiidae. The record is from the annotation of a GenBank genome assembly.
UCAUGAAUAUAUAAUAUUCAGUACAGUAUUUGUACAGUUUGAUAGCAUGGCUAGGCAAAGAUUCACAGCAAAUGACGUACUGGGAUUGCUAGAGUGUGAUGAUGAUGAUGGUGAACCAAUGAUGCAAGAUAGUGACAAUGAAGACUUUCUGUGUGAUGAAGAUGAGAUUGACUAUGAAGAUGACGAACAGCCCAGGAUGCACACUGUACGGGUCCAGCAAUUCUCUCCCAACAUCAAUUGCUACCAA